AUGACGCGAUGGGCACACGAGCUGACAUUCUAUGACUUUGAGCUUCUCUAUAAGCCGGGUCGAGUCCACCACGUCCCUGACUUGCUCAGUCGUCAGAUCACACCCAUUGCUGACCUCGAUAGUCCCUUACUGCAGCCCGAUUUGGUGGAGCGUCAUCAGCGGGACGAUCCCCUGUGGCAGCAGCUCAUAGAGUAUCUUGAGGAGGGCCGCCUUCCGCCGAGGCGUAUCCCUCUUCCACUCGAUCAAUUCGAACUUCAGGACCGAGUCUUAUAUCAUGUUAAGUCCGACCAUGAACGAGUCAUGCUUCGGCUCGUAAUCCCAAAGUCGCUGCGUGGCGCCGCUUUGGAUGUGGUUCAUGCCGUUCCGUCCGCCGGGCAUCAGGGUGUCCACAGGACGUAUCAGCGGCUACGGGAUCAUUUUUACUUUCCCGGGAUGUUGACCGCAUCCCGAAGGUAUGUCGCGUCAUGCACGGCAUGCCAGCGGAGGAAGGGGGCAAUCGCCCGAACGCCCCUUCAGUCCAUGCCAGACGUCGUAGAGCCCUUCGAGCGGGUCUCCGCUGAUAUCCCCACACUUACCCCUUCGGCGCGUGGCAACAAGUACGUCCUUGUGCUGAUUGUCCACCUUACCCGGUUUGUUGAGUUGUUCCCAUUGGCAUCUAAGGACGCCCAAACUGUAGCAGAUGUUUUUCUUGCAGAAUUCGUUACUCGGUACGGUCCACCCCGGACCUUGUUAUCGGAUAACGGCCUUGAAUUCCGCAACCAUCUUCUUUCCGACAUCUGUCAUCACCUUCAGGUGAAGUCGCUCUUUACCACAGUCUAUCAUCCGCAGGCCAACGGUAUGGUGGAGAGUGUGAACCGGGUGGUCAAGGACGCCCUGAGCACGCUCCAGAUGGAUGAUCCCGAUGGUUGGGACGAGGUUUGCCAUCAAUUCCUCCAUACACCGGAGCGUCGGGACAGUCAUUUCCCGCUUGUGGGGUCAAACCACACGAUCUAUUCCGAAGGGGCCUUGUCUUCACUGAAAUCGAAACUCCGUGCAGCUCGGGUGGCCGCUAGUGAGGCCGCCCGAAAGGCUCGUGGGCGUUGGACCGCCGAUCACGAUCGACGGCGGCGGGCUCGACCGCGGGAGUAUAACGAGGGGGAUCUGGUCUUCGUGCAUCGUAGCGUUAUCCUGCACCCCAGUCAUGGAACCAGACCCCUGGGUCCCCGAUGGUUAGGGCCAGUCCGGGUUUUGAAAAAGCUCGGACCCGUGGCUUAUGUGGUGAGGAGACCGCAUUCAAAUGGGCAGGAAGUCACUCUGCACCCCAAUAAAUUUAAGGCGUUUCGGGUAAGUGCGGAAUUCGUCCCCCCGGACGACUUUCCACGUUUGGACGGCACUUUCCCUCCUGACCCGGAGCCUGACAUGGGACCUUUACAAGAUCCCGGUGCAGAUGACCUGUUGGAUUCGGAAUCCUCGGCCCCGUCAUCGGUGGGGGUAGACGAUGAGCCAUGGGACCCUGGGUCUGACUGGGACGAUCUUUCCUGUAACAUAACCCUGUAUGGCUUGGAUCCUAACACGCUUGCAGCCUGUUCUCUUUCAGAGCCUUGCCUUUAUCCUGAUCAUCUCCAGAUGGACGGCAGCCGGGCCCAGCAGCCAGCUUCUGUUCUGUGGAGUGAUCCUAUGUCUGAUAGUUCACACCCGCCCUUGAGCCACGCGGGAUUACUUGUUUUCUCACCUCGCUGGCAGGGUCACACAUUCUUCACCCUUGUUCUGGAUGUCUGCAAGACCUUGUACAGAUAA
Molecule: messenger RNA, 1776 nt
Organism: Penaeus monodon (black tiger shrimp)
Lineage: Eukaryota; Metazoa; Arthropoda; Malacostraca; Decapoda; Penaeidae
Exons: 4
Coding region: 1-1776 (591 amino acids)
Biological process (GO): DNA integration
Molecular function (GO): nucleic acid binding
Source: RefSeq, a predicted model, not a curated record